This is a messenger RNA of Temnothorax curvispinosus, 5238 nucleotides long. RefSeq lists its product as uncharacterized. The record is from RefSeq and is a predicted model, not a curated record. The transcript has 5 exons. The coding region runs from base 279 to 1562 and encodes 427 amino acids. NCBI's taxonomy places the organism in Eukaryota, Metazoa, Arthropoda, Insecta, Hymenoptera, Formicidae.
UUUCGCGGGUAAGGAUCGCGUUCCCUUGUCGGCCUUUUUUUUCUCGGUGAUGUAAAAAAAACUAACACCUAAGAGAAAAAGAGAGAGAAAGGGAGAGAAGAAGCAUUUGGAAUCGUCACGGUUCAAGGUGCAUUUUCAAGAUCGUCGCCAAAGGCCGUCACAGCAGAGAAUAUCUCAUUGUGGAGGGAAGCGAUCGACCCAAAAAAAGACAUCGGCAUGUUACGGCGAGCAAACGUCGCGAUGCCGAUGCAAGCGUUAACGUGACAAAGAUUGAGGUGAUGCUCGAGGAAGCACCAGACAGCAUCACCGUCGGUUCCAUGUCAUCUGAAUUGGAAGCCACCACCGAACUUAAUUCAACCUUUCCCCACGGCACAGGCGCGGUAGUGGUGCGAGCGGAGGAAGCCCUGAUCGUCAUUCUCGUCCUGGUCCUGUGGGUGGCUGCCAUCGCUCUGUUUUUCAAUCGAUGGGGCAAGAUCCGCAUGCUCGAGCCGUAUCAGCCGAAAUUUCAGCAACAGCACAGACAAAGCUGCACCACCAUAAUCGACCCAAACCCCCUUCAGCCCCGGAGCUACUCGAAGUUCAACAUCCACUGCAUGGAGCAUCCGGUGAGCUGCGUGUCGGCCGCGGCCGGGCCGGCUGCCAGGCUGCGCCAGAACAGCGUGUUCGUGGGCUCGAGCACGUCGCUGCUGCCGACCAGCCAAGAGACGCCCAGGCGAACCAAGAGCGCGUUCGAUCUGCAGUCGCUGGUGCACGCGGAGGGCGCCGGGUCGCAGAACGAUGAGGAGCGCGACGGUGACACGCUGAGGACCCUCAGGUCCAUCGGCGAGUCGUCGCGGCUGCUGCAGCAGCGGGAGCGCCGGCCCAGUACCUAUCUGUUCGACCGUAUGGACGUCCUGGCGAGGCCGACGCUGCAGCGGGAGCGCGGCAUGAGUAUCUGUCACUUCGACAGGACGGACGUCCUGGCCAGGCCGCUGCAGAGGGACCGCGGCAUGAGUAUCUGUCACUUCGACAGGACGGACGUUCUGGCCAGGCCGCUGCAGAGGGACCGCGGCAUGAGCAUCUGCCACUUCGACCGGACGGACGUCCUGGCGAGACCGUCGUUGCAGCGCGAUCGCGGCAUGAGUAUCAGCCCCUUCGACCGGACGGACGUCCUGGCGAGACCGGCGUUGCAGCGCGAUCGCGGCAUGAGUAUCUGUCACUUCGACAGAAUGGACGUGCUGGCGAGGCCCACGUUUCCGCCCGGCAAGUCCCUGCUGCGGGAGAGACGCGUCAGCGUGUGCAACUUCCUGGAGAGGGACGAGGAGUCGCCGGGCAGCAGGAGUUCCCUGCAAACGGACAAGCGGUUGAGCGUCAGUAACGUCGACAGAAUUGAGACUCUCGGGAAAUCGUCGUCGCGCCGAGACCUACGCGCCAGCGCCAAUAACGUGGACACCCGGCAGGACGUAACGUUGGUGAAAUGCAUCACGAUCAGAGAGAGAAACAACUCCGUGCAUCACAUCGAUCGUCCAUCCUGCAGCAAAACGUCCGACGUCGUGCUCGGAUACAAAGCGACGUGCGUUUAAUCGGCCGCUUCUUCCGGAGGCUGAAGAGAACGCGCGAAGACGACGACGACGAUAACAUUGAUUCCGUGACCGAUAGUCCAGUUGGUCUGCCUUGGACGAAAUACGGCUGUGAAAUUCUUUCGUAAUCGCUUUUGCUUCGAUGCCAGCACAUCCUUUAUCGCUUAUAUUUCUUGUAUUCUUUUAUGGAUUCUCCUGGAAAAAAAAUAUCACAGCCCUGAGCACCUUAUCGAAUGGCCCUUAUCGAACCGUCGAUGCAGACUGCGAUAACUAAUCGCUGCAUUUCGAACGUUAUGCGGUUUCGAAAUGACGACUCGCCCUCAUUUCUCUCUUUGCGCCAUAAACGUCGCUUCAAUCUCGCUCGCUCGCUUCGCACACAGAUGGAGAACGGUCUAGUUCUCUCAGUCAGAGAAAUAUUUCGCACCCAUUUCCUGCACAUGCGAAAUUACGUGCGCGUCGGGUCUUUCCAGGUACUCUCCAGAAAUUAAAGGCGUGUCGCGUGGCCAUGCAAACAGGAGGGCGGACGUUGAGGAUCGUUUUUCAGUUACUCUUUUUCUUUUGUUAUUUUUUCUUCCUUUUUUCCCGCGGGCUAAAUGUAAUAACGAAAUUACCUACCGCGCCCUCGAUUCGGUCGGCCUUAUGAAUGAUACAUGACGGGCAUUUCGACGAAUUCGCCCAGGGAAAUUACGUUCGUUGAAUUUCCCUUCGUUACUCGACGAUUUGUCGUUAAUGGUAUAUUCGAGAGUUUCGCUAGCCGAACAAUGAAACCGUAGAACGCAACUGAUAUAUUGCGAACACAGCCGCGUCAGUACUUAAACCGAAUAAAUACGGCGGGAGAGCCGCGAUUAUAUACGAGCAUUGGUAAAUGGUUUCAUUGAUGCGUUUAUUCGGGCGGCCCGGAAUUUUUAAUUAACAUCCUUGAUCGCGGGGGUCUGACGAGUGGGCGGCGUAUAAUCAGUCCUACGGAAAAGGAAUCGAUCGACCAACUGCAUUCACUCCUAUCCAAUUGUGGUCUUUAUCUCUCUUUCUCUCUCUCUCUCUCUCUUUCUGUCUUUUACUCACAUAGCCAUAAUUAUAGACGGAGACUUUUUCUCCUCUUUCUCCUCUUCCUCUCGGACUGCAAUCCGUUGUAGGGAGCGAAUCGUAGAAAUUACUCUAUUCUUCGGAGAGAUGAGGUCUCGCGUAGCAUCUCCUCUUCUUGUAAACGUACGGGCUCUCGCAAAUUGUCUGCACACACAAGGCAGCGUAAAUCAUUUAAUUAAACGCAACGGCGCGUUCACCAAGCGCGUUCGAUCGUUCGAUCAGUAGAACCUGUCAACGCCAUCAGCAUAAGGAAAAGAACGGCACAUGCUCUCAGGGAUUAUUAUUUAAAAUCUUCACUCGUGAAAAACAGUCUCUGUCGCUCUAAUAUAGUCCAUCGAAUACGCAUUUAUUUCUUGCAUUUCAAUUAAACGUUACAGAGCCUAUUAAUUUAGCUAUAAUGUUGAACGGAUUGAUAUCGAAUGUAUCGGUCGGAUCGUUAAUUGAGCUUUGUGGUCGGCCAAUGUACGAAACACGAUACGUAGUCAGUGCAAAAACGACCGUACGUUUACAUUUAACGAUCGUAACGGUCAUUAAAAUUUCAUUAUCGCAUAAUGGGUUUGAUUGCGCUUCUAGUUUUGGCGAGCACGUCAUAAUUCUACGCGAUUAAUGCUGUCGUAAAGUACAAAAACGUUCAAAGCAUAUACUAUUCUAAAGUCACAGACAGAAACUAUAAUAAUAUUCGCCGUCAUAUCCACGAAUAUAUCCGUAACGAUAUAACGAAAUAAUCACCUAUUUUGAAUAAUUAAUAGAUUUACAUGGUACAUUAUACAUACAUAUACGGGAACUAAAUGUCAGAUAUUUUCGGAGAGCCUACAUAUUUUUAUCUGUUGGGAUAAGACAAGCAGUUACUAUUGAGAUUAUUCUUAGUAUCUAUAGUUCCUUCGACAUUGGAAGGUGAUGUAUGAAGCGCGACUUACAUGGGUUCGGUGCUAGAGAGCUCUUACCGAGAUUCGUAGAUUGUACACGUGUUUGUAGAGCACGAAAUUAAAGAGAUGAUCUCAUUGAGCCGUCGGUACAUUAUCGGCUUUUAAUUUGAAAGUUCACGCUAAGAGAUAAUUAAAAGCGAGAACUGAAAAACAGAGAUGUUAACUGGAUAACUCUCAAUGCGAACAUCUCUCAAUUUAUUAAAGACCCCUGUCUGCUGUUUUGAUGCUUUAAUUAAAUGUGCAACGAAAGUCACCGUGCAAAAAGCGAGAAAUCAACACAGUUUUAAUCCUCUAUGCAGCGGAAAGCGGCCUUCAAUAAAACCAAAUAUUACCGUGAAAUUUUCUCGCGUGCAUUUAUAUAAAAGCGGGAGUGCGAAUCUCUUUGCCGACGAGAUUAUCAUUUUAUUUUUCCCUUCUGACGUAAUUGUAUUACUAUAUGUAACUAAAGCGCUCGGCUCAAUAAUACAUAUUAAUCUACGCGAAAAACGUACCUCGUCUACAGUAGUCAAUACAUUAUUGUUCCAAACUAUCAUGACUGUUAAAUAACAUAAAUAUGUGAUCUUCUUUCUUUCAUGUGAAAUAAAAUACUAUUUCUCGCGAUCAGAAUCCCUGUUAUCUCUAUUAUGGAAAUUGUAAACUUUAUGGAAGUAUUAAAUGCAGUUAUAGCUCGUGAUCUCUCAUUGCAGAUCAAAAUUCAUUAACAAGGGGACCUUCUCUUAAUUAGCCGAGAAUAUCGUAGAGUAAUUAUAUAUAUACGUAUGUAGACACAUUCAGACCAAAUGUAAGCUUUAAAUUUUAAGAUUAUAAAAUAUUAAUAGUGAAGACUACUCAUAUAGAUUACGCGUUAACUUUCAUGGACUUCAUAUCUCAAACGUUCGUACUUUCGACGAUUCAGACUGUUUCAAUAAAAAAACAUUUGAGAAUUUUAAAAAGUACGCGUAUUUUUUCAUGGAUGUCCGAUAAAUAUUUGUGACACGGGAUUUAUGUACACCUCUCUUUUUUUUUGCAUAAGAACGAAGCGUUGUGAAAAUAACGCGUUGCAUAUUAUAUUUUGUUGAAUACUCGUUCAAUCCCAUAUUUAUUUAAAAAAUAUAUAGAAAUUGCCAAAUGAUUUAGUAAUGAAAGUAUUGUUGAAGAGUGCAUUUACUCCGGAAAAUUCUUGCAGUUUUUUUGUAAAUCUUUACGAAAACAUCGAGACAUUUUUAUAACAGAUUUUCUGUUAUAUUUAUUGGUUGCGAAGAAUUUGAAGUGUUUGAAGAGGAGUACAAUAUCAAAGAACUAUAUAUGAAUAAGAAUAAUAAUGUUAGACUUAUGGGAUAUGAUUUAAAAGUAUGAUGUAUGGUUAAAAAGAUUGGAUCACUAUAAACAAUUUGCGAAGUGGACAAAUUGUUUAGAUAAGGAGCGUUUAUUAAACGAGUUAAUGCUAAUAAAUUGUAUACCUUAUUAUAACAUAUAUAUUUAAUUAUUUAUAUUUUAAGGAGUUUGUUAUUUAUAUAAUUGUAAAACUCCGAUUAAUCAACUGACGUUAACCGACUUCGAUUUCUUAAUAAUUUAUCAUUGUGUGCGUUGGUUCGAGUAAUUUUUCUAGUCAUCGUAUAACCAUGUGUAGAAGAUAAUUUUGUGAACAUGUUAGCGAAUGACUUUUUUACAAUAAAUAUUAUUUGAAAUGA